AUGACGAGAAAGAAAAGCUGUGAGGGAAUAAUACUGGAGACCCCCGAUGGAUCCAAACAUGAGUACACCCUAGAAUUUCAAUUUAACACCUCAAACAAUGCGGCAGAGUACGAAGCCUUGAUUGGUGGAUUGCAGCUCACCCAAGAUAUUGGCGUGAAAAGAGUGGAAGUGUUUAGUGAUUCACAGCUGGUUGUAAAUCAAGUCAACGAGAGCUUCGAAGCAAAGGAGCCUCAGUUAAACUCUUACCAAGCACUGUCCAAAGCCUUCAUGCAACGCUUCAAGUCGGCAUCCAUCUCUCACAUCCUGCGGAAGAAAAACAGUAACAUAGACGCCCUUGCCCGGUUAGCCAUCGGAUGA
This is a messenger RNA of Fragaria vesca subsp. vesca, 357 nucleotides long. Its product is annotated as ribonuclease HI-like. NCBI's taxonomy places the organism in Eukaryota, Viridiplantae, Streptophyta, Magnoliopsida, Rosales, Rosaceae. The transcript has a single exon. Bases 1 to 357 code for a protein of 118 amino acids. The record is from RefSeq and is a predicted model, not a curated record.